AUGAGCGAUAAGGUGUCGUACAAUUCACUUCCUUGUUACAAGUGCGGGGCUCCCAGCUCUAACCACAGCAAGCAACGGGUUUCAAUAUACAUUUAUCGGAGAGAUAGGAAAGCGCUCAAUUCACUUCCUUGUUACAAGCGCGGGCCUCCCAGCUCUGACCACGGGGCGAGGCACCCAAACACGUCCACAACACGCCAAAGAUUUCAUCGGACAAGCACAUGGACGAUGUUUCUGGUAUAUGUUCUACUGCUUGUCUCAUUGCCGGACUCCUCACAAGAAGAUUGUCACUGUCUGAAUGAUUGCACAAAUUUCCCUGGUUCACCUUGCCCAGGAACAUCGUGCCAAACAGGCUGGUUUGGGAGUUACUGCCAAAAGCGCAACAUAGCACGUGGAAAGCCGACAUCGCAGACCAGCACAUUGCAAGAAUAUGAGUAUGCUUCACCAGACAAGGCAGUCGAUGGCAAUACUGACCAAAAGUUUGAGGGUGAAAGUUGUACGCACACAGACGACAAGCUGUCUAGUGGAGCAGAGUGGCGUGUUAACUUCACUACCCAAUUGGAGAUUAGACGGAUGAGAAUAUAUCUGCGUGAUGUCUUGACUGAACGCAACGUUGGCCUUCAGGUGAAGGUUGGUGACCAGCCGUGUUACACAUUGUCUGGACAACAGACUGUUGUGGAUAUUACAUGUGGUGAAGUUUUGAGUGGUUCAUCUGUAUCAAUAAGUGGAAAUAUACUGACAUUAUGUGAGGUGCAGAUCUUCCAAUGCAGCGACGGCUGGUUCAGCUCUGACUGUGACAAGCAGUGUCAGUGUCAGGGUACAACUGAAGUAUGUAACAAGGAGACUGGCAACUGUAGGAGUGGAUGUGCUGCCGGGAAACAAGGACUGGGCUGUCAGCAAGAUUGUGGCCAAAAUCGUUAUGGCAUCCAGUGUUCCUCUACGUGUGGUCAGUGUCGCGGGUCAUCGAACUGUAAGAAGGAUGAUGGAACCUGCCCACAAGGAUGUCAGCAGGGUUACAGUCUCCCUUUGUGUAAAACCUGUUCUUCUGGUUAUUAUGGGUCCACGUGUACAGGAUGUGGCCGCUGUCAGAACAAUGCUCCUUGUAACACGGCAGAUGGGAGUUGUGAUGCUGGGUGUCAAACUGGAUAUCAGGGGUCACUGUGUCAAGAAUGCCGCGAUGGAUGGUUUGGCUCUGACUGUGAAAGGCAGUGCCAGUGUCAGGAUACAACUGAUGUAUGUGACAAGGUGACUGGCAACUGUAGGAAUGGAUGUGCUGCCGGGAAACAAGGACUUGGCUGUCAGCAAGAUUGUGGCCCACAUCUUUAUGGUAUCCAGUGUUCCUCUACGUGUGGUCAGUGUAGCGGGUCGUCGGACUGUCAGAAGGAUGAUGGAACAUGCACACAAGGAUGUCAGCAGGGUUACAGUCCCCCUUUGUGUAGAACCUGUUCUUCUGGUUAUUAUGGGUCCACGUGUACAGGAUGUGGCCGCUGUCAGAACAAUGCUCCUUGUAACACGGCAGAUGGGAGUUGUGAUGCUGGGUGUCAAACUGGAUAUCAGGGGUCACUGUGUCAAGAAUGCCGCGAUGGAUGGUUUGGCUCUGACUGUGAAAGGCAGUGCCAGUGUCAGGAUACAACUGAUGUAUGUGACAAGGUGACUGGCAACUGUAGGAAUGGAUGUGCUGCCGGGAAACAAGGACUUGGCUGUCAGCAAGAUUGUGGCCCACAUCUUUAUGGUAUCCAGUGUUCCUCUACGUGUGGUCAGUGUAGCGGGUCGUCGGACUGUCAGAAGGAUGAUGGAACAUGCACACAAGGAUGUCAGCAGGGUUACAGUCCCCCUUUGUGUAGAACCUGUUCUUCUGGUUAUUAUGGGUCCACGUGUACAGGAUGUGGCCGCUGUCAGAACAAUGCUCCUUGUAACACGGCAGAUGGGAGUUGUGAUGCUGGGUGUCAAACUGGAUAUCAGGGGCCAAUGUGUCAAGAAUGCAGUGACGGCUGGUUCAGCUCUGACUGUGACAAGCAGUGUCAGUGUCAGGAUACAACUGAAGUAUGUAACAAGGAGACUGGCAACUGUAGGAGUGGAUGUGCUGCCGGGAAACAAGGACUGGGCUGUCAGCAAGAUUGUGGCCCACAUCUUUAUGGUAUCCAGUGUUCCUCUACGUGUGGUCAGUGUAGCGGGUCGUCGGACUGUAAGAAGGAUGAUGGAACCUGCACACAAGGAUGUCAACAGGGUUACAGUCCCCCUUUGUGUAGAACUUGCCAGUCUGGUUAUUAUGGGUCCACGUGUACAUCACAAUGUGGCCAUUGUCAAAACAAGACGCCUUGUAACACGGCAGAUGGGAGAUGUGAAGUUGGGUGUCAAACUGGAUAUCAGGGGCCACUGUGUCAAGUGUGUGCAGUUCACUUCUAUGGACCGCCCUGCCAAGGAUGUGGACACUGUAAGGACGAUACCCCAUGUUCUGAUCUUAAUGGGACAUGCGUGACUGGCUGUAAACCUGGAUAUGAACCUCCACUGUGCAACACAGCAUGUUCCGCUGGUUCCUACGGGUCGCCCUGCAGGCAGUGUGGACACUGUCAGGACAACACUAACUGCUCCAGGCAAGAUGGGACAUGUUCUACUGGGUGUGAGGCUGGAUAUCGACGCCCACUGUGCCAUGAGAAGUGUCCAGACACAUUUUAUGGAGUGAACUGUUCGUCAGGUUGUGGCCAGUGUCAUACAUUAACAACGUGUCACCAUGUGAAUGGAAGCUGCCCUGAAGGGUGCAGUAAUGGUUACAAAGGACCUUUGUGUAAAGAAUGUUCUGAUGGUUAUUAUGGUUCCAACUGCACUGCUUGUGGGCAAUGCAAGGGAGACAACUGCAAGUCACUAGAUGGAGAGUGUCCUGGAGGAUGUCAGCCUGGCUAUGAAGCUCCACUAUGUCAACAAGAGUGUGUCAACAACACCUAUGGAGAAAACUGCCAAUAUCCCUGUGGCAACUGUCUUAAUGGGACAUGUCAGCCCUCCAAUGGCUCAUGCAUACUUGGGUGCGAGGAAGGCUACAAGGGUGAUUCCUGCAAACUGUCUACAAGCUCCCAAAAGGGCGACGGUUCCAUAUCCAGUUCUACAGUUGGUGCAAUAAGUGGCGCGGCUGUAGCUGUACUAGUGGCAGUGAUCCUCGUAGUCCUGUUGGUCGUCAUCAAGAGAAGACGUAAUAUGAAGUCUCAAGAAGAAGAAAAUACAAUUUCUCUCGGUAAAGUAAAAGGUGAGAAAGACACUCCUGCUGCAGGUAAACCUGCGCCACCUGAAAAGCCUGCUAAGAAACCAAAGCCUCCUGCAGACAACGUGUACGAGAACUCGGAGCCAUACUACAACGUCGUCCCAGCUCCUGUGUCCCUGGACAGGCUCAAGCAGUACGUCAGGGACAGAGAGACAGGCGUGGGAUUCGAACACGAGUACAAGCUACUCCGUUACGGAAUACACGGAGCUCAUGUCGAAGGGAGAAAACCUGAAAAUAAAAAGAGGAACCGUUUCUUGGAACUAUUUCCAUAUGACGACAGUCGCGUUGUUCUGAUGCCAGAUGGUGAUGCCACAUGGGACUAUAUCCACGCCAGCUACAUAACUGGCUUCUCCGAAUCCAGUGUGUUCAUUGCUGCACAAGGACCAAACCCUGUCACUGUGAACGAUUUCUGGAGGAUGGUGUGGCAGGAAAACGUAUCGAUAAUCAUCAUGCUAACUAGAGUCAUGGAACUAAACAGGAAAAAGUGCGAACAAUACUGGCCUGACGAGAACGAACAGAAGAUAUGUGGUCGCAUUGUCAUCAAGCCACUGUUGGCCACAGUCAGGGCGGACUUUACCAUCAGAAGAUACAGUGUUCACCAUUCUACGAAACCCUCUGACAAGAGGACAGUGACGCAGCUUCACUUCACGUCCUGGCCUGACCACGAUGUUCCUUCUGCGCCGGCUCUGGUCGGCUUCUGGAAGCAGUACAGGAGUCUGACGUCAUCAGAGGAGGACAUUACCGGACCUGUUGUAGUUCACUGCAGCGCUGGCGUUGGACGUACGGGGACGUUCAUUGCUCUGGACAACCUCUUUGACGAAGCAGAGUCUCUGAACAAAGUAAACGUGUUCUCGUGUGUGUCCAAGAUGAGAGAGGCUAGGAUGAACAUGGUGCAGACUGUGGAGCAGUACCGCUUUGUUCAUGAUGUUCUCCUUGAAGCUCUUGGGAGCAGGGGGACUUUUUAUACCUCUGCUGAAUUUGAGAAAACAAUUGGAAGUGGUUUGACAUAUACCAGACACGAAGAGGCGGAGAUGAGCAGGCAGUUUCAGUCACUCAAAGCUAUGCAGCAGGACUUAGAUGAUGAUGUUGUGACUGCAGCUCAACUCCCGGAGAACAGAAGCAAAAACAGGAAUCAAGACAUUGUACCAGCGAACAAUGUUCGACCCUAUCUUUCCACUCCCGUGCCAGGCCAUAAUGACUACAUCAACGCAGUAGUGCUUCCAUCUGCCACACGUGCCCAUGGUAUAAUAGCAACCCAGACACCAGUGACACCGACUGUUGUUGACUUUUGGAGACUGGUGUAUGAUCACGACUGUUUCACCAUUGUCUGUCUCGAAGACGAUAAGUUAACCUUUCAGAGACUGUAUCCCAUGAAGGAUCAAGUGUUGGAGAUGGGCCCUUUCCGAGUCACAUACAACACAGAGGACACUACAAGAGACAUCUUUACCAUCGUUCAGAUAACAGUAACACUGAAUGAAGAGAUCGAUUCAAGUCGACUGAUCACAGUGUACAAGAUGAAAUCCCGCAUCCCUGGGAGCACGGAAGCUAUGCUGGAGUUCGUGAAUGAGAUCGACACUAUGGGUACUUCCGAAGACCACAAGACGCUUGUGCAUUGUCCUGACGGUGCCCGACUGUGUGGAGUGUUCUGCAGCGUCCUCAACAUCAUCAGCAGACUCAGACUGGACAAGGAUGUGGACAUCUACCUGACCAUCCGGGAACUCCAGUGUAUCAGACACCAGUUCGUACAGUCGUAUGAUCAGUACAAGUUCUGUUACGACAUGGUGAAGGAAUACCACAGAGCUUCCAGUGUCUACGCAAAUAUGUAACACGGGUUGGUCGACAUGGAUCUUCACCUUAUUGUUUGGAGACUUUUUAUGUCUCAGGUACUAUUUAGUCAGUUCUUUUAUCUCAGUAUAUUUGUAUUAUUGACAUGAUUACAGUAAUGCAUGUGUUCUCAGCUGUGCAACUGUUAAAAUAUAUAUCUUCAUCAUGCACCUGCAGACAGACACGGACGUAUUUCAGAUGGUUGUAGUAUUUCCUGAUCACUCAAUUACAGUGAAAAGGAUCAAUGUUAUUUAAGGCCGCUUUGCAAUAUUCACGAUAUAUCACUAGGCCCUGUACAUGACUGAAUCUGAACCAGGCAAAUCAUUGACAAUAGACACAAGCAAUGAUCCGAGAUUUAUGGGCACUAUGACACGCUAUCAACCACGUUACCGAUGUUGACUGGGUCAAUACAACACGGGCAAACAAAAUAGAAUAGUGUAACUAUUGCAUGCAGUAUAAGAAACUUUUGCAUGUAAUAUGAGAAAGUAUGACACAGCCAAGUUGUAAACUACGGGUGUUAUGUUUAACUAUAUGGCACGGACAAAAUCAUACAGAAACGCCCAACACAGAUAUGUCAUUCAACAAUUCACAUCACAGGCAUUUUAUAAAGGAACACAUUGCAUCCUUAAUACAAAUGUCAAUUUUUGGUAUAAUUAUCACAGGUGAGGUGAGGUUAAAUGAAGUUUAACGUCGCUAUAGAAGGAUUAUUGUACUUAUAUAGCGACGUGCAUGCACGUGUGUGUAUGUGGCUGUUUGUACUAGUCAAGACUAAGGUCGAUUUUAUUAGUGCUAUCCCACUAAGAUACCAUGCCGCAGUUUAACAUGGAUACCCCACGCAGACACAGUAUCCUGACUCCGAGGCGACCAGUCCUUGUAUUAGCCCCUUAAUGCCGCGCGCGAGGCAAGGUAAUAACAAGUACAAUCUUUUAACGUCUUUUGGUAUGAAGCGGCCGGACCUUCCGAUCGCCGGGUGGAUGCUCUCCAACAAAACCAGGCGAUCGACAUGUCUAUACGCUAUUACUCGUUUCAUCAUUUUGACAGAGGUGAUAUUGUAGAGCAAAUCUAUACGGUUUAAACUUCCCGGGUUAUUGUUAAAAGACAUAAAACGUUAACGUUUCUAGACUGCACUUGGCUGACAAUGUUAUCACACAUAGAUUAACCCAUGCAAUUCUGGUAUCACAGUAUGUAAGAGACACCAAUAUACAAAGAGAGCAGUGUCAUGUUAUCUCACAUAAAUUUAAUUUAUCCCAUUAACUGAGAAUCGAAAUUACAAAUGGAAAAGAUGCGAUGGUCUUUAUCCAAUAUGUCUGAAAAUUGAUAAUCAAAUUCAUUGGCAUAUUGUGCAUUCUGAAUGGUGAUUGAUCCGUUUUCAGACCAUUUAGAUAUCUAUUGAUUAAGUUCCACGUCGGACGUACAGAGUUUUUGUGCCGACAGUAGUAACUGGUCGCUGUUCUCAUAUCUAUGACAAAUAUGGUGUAUACACAUGACCAGAUUCAUAAAGUUGUUAUCGUACACCUUAUGCACAUGAAACAUGUCAUAAACCACACCUACAAUUGAUCAAACAUAUAUUUGUGAAGCAUGUUGUUUUCAAUAGUAACAUUAUUCUGUCGAAACUACACUUCCAUUUUCUUUCAUUGUUUCACAGCAAAAGUGUUCAUUCCAAGUAGUUAUUUUCUUGUCAUACAAUUAUGCUCAUUCAAGCAAACAGACACUUUCAUCUUUAUAUUGUGAACAAUGUAUCAGCUUUUAGUUGUGCUAUUUAAAUAAAUGACCAUUUCAUUUGUCA
Molecule: messenger RNA, 6860 nt
Organism: Haliotis rufescens (red abalone)
Lineage: Eukaryota; Metazoa; Mollusca; Gastropoda; Lepetellida; Haliotidae
Exons: 42
Coding region: 1-5076 (1691 amino acids)
Biological process (GO): protein dephosphorylation
Molecular function (GO): protein tyrosine phosphatase activity
Source: RefSeq, a predicted model, not a curated record